Coregonus sp. 'balchen' is the source of this 7708-nucleotide messenger RNA. The record is from the annotation of a GenBank genome assembly. Lineage: Eukaryota; Metazoa; Chordata; Actinopteri; Salmoniformes; Salmonidae.
UGACGUAUUCCUUCAAGAACAGGAACCAUGGAAGCCAUGAGUACAUUUAUCCACAUUUAGACAACUUUAAUGGCGAAAAUAAACGCUUAAAAAUUUAACUUGAAUCUAAGCAGACAAAGCUUGUAGUGGUUGAAAUACUUGCGGAGUGAUCCAUUUGGUACUGAUAAUGUCUGCCUCAGCUGUCUUCGUUCUGGACUUGAAAGGAAAGGUAAGAUCACUUCUCAUUUUGAUUGUAGCGAUUGAUAACGUUAUAAACAAUGUCCGUUUUAGGUUGACUUGAUCUUAACUCGCUUUUGUUUGGGAUUGUAAUCGAGUUUGUUCAACGUUUGCACUUGCCAUAAAACAUUAAUAGAUGGCCAAGUCGUUAAAGAUUAAUUAGUAGCCUGUGACAGUUCCAUUCAAGCUUUGCACAAGUUACUUCCGGACACAAGUGGAUGGAAACAGGUCAUAAGGCCAGUGGCUGCAUCCUUUUUAGACUUGACAAAUUCUUAUACCAGGGGUUAUGAAAAAAACUGCCACAAAAUAAUGAUAUAUCAUUUCCAAACAUGAAAGGGAAUAUAGUAAGUGAGUCAAAGUUGCCUGGCACCUGUCAUCUUGUGUACAUGGGGGGCCAGUAUGAAAAUUUUAAAAUUUUAAAAUUAAAAUAAUGUAUGCACUCACUAAAUGUAAGUCGCUCUGGAUAAGAGCGUCUUCUAAAUGACUAAAAUGUAAAUGUAAAAUGUACACUGUAGAAGGAUAGUGCAAAUAUGAACACAUUAUAAAUCACGCUUGGUUUGGCAGACAACACUGUAAUUCCUAUUGUAAACAGAAGAGAAUGCUCUAUUCAGUUUUCUCAUACACAAACAAACAUUGAACACAAAACCAGUAUAGCCUGAAUCUCUCACAGCUAGAGGUGUAAUUUGAUAAAAAGAUUCCAUCCUUCUACAAUAGGCCUAGAAGUCAUGGGAGGGGAAAGAGGACAUGGUUUCAGGUGGCACAACAGCAAAAGGUUGUACUAGGCUACAUACAAAUUAGUAGGCCUAGGCCAGGGGUAGGCAACUAUAUUCAGCCGCCGUCCGAUUUUGGUCGGAGCAGAUGGUCGAGGGGCUAGAACAUUAUUAUAAUAAUUUGUACACUGCAAAUUGACCAUAACUAAGCCCAAAAAGAGGUUGUAUUUGAAAAUAACAACUUCAAUUUCAUACCUUGAUUACAUUGAGACAUGAUCACUAAAUUAAACUCAAUUUAAGCUGAAUUCUUGGUGAUGUUACCUCAUCACCUCUCACCCAUUGACCUCUGUUACAUUACCUCAUCACCUCUCUGACCAUUGACCUCUGAAACAUAACCUCAUUACUUCUCUCACCCAUUGACCUCUAGUAGGACCCAGAGUUUUUUUUACAGUCACGUUACAUGGUUAGGAAAAACUCAGGUGCCUUAAGUGUGACCUCUGACAAAUAUGGUGUGUUAUUGUUGUUAUUUCCCUAUUCAUUUUCCCCUUACCCUGCAGGUGCUGAUAUGUCGGAACUACAAGGGCGACGUGGACAUGGCUGAGAUUGACCAUUUCCUGCCUUUACUCAUGACACAGGAAGAGGAGGGGCUUACUUGUCCAAUCAUGUCGCACGGCAACGUUCACUUCCUGUGGAUCAAGCACACCAACCUGUACUGUAUCCUUAUAACGAGUUUAGUCGCUAGCCAGUUAAAAGUUAAUCAUUAACAUUUUGUAACCUGUAUAAAUAAUGUGUUAGCUUUACUAAUGAGAAAUGCCACAAAAAUAGAACCUACACAAAGACAAAUAUUUAUUUUUCCCUAGAGUAAAGAUGAUAAUGAACUUCUUAAACAUAUUACCCUAGGAGCUUAGAAUAAGCCUGAAUGUGUUCUAUCUACCUUGACGUGACGCUCUAACAGUGGUGGCCACUACCAACAAGAACUCCAAUGCCUCUCUGGUCUACGCCUUCCUCUAUAAAGUGGUUGAGGUGAGUCAGAGGUCUGUCUGUGUUGUCUUGACAACUCCAUUGCUGUCAUUUUCACUCCAAUGGCUAAGUCAGAAGUGUUUUUCUCUACCAAAAGACCUGCAUAAUUUGUCUACUGGUUUCUCCCUACACAUUUGACAUAACAUGUUCCUAACAUUAUCAUAAUUCACAUAUUAUUAUUGAGGUUGCCAAUCGAUGUUAUGUUGUUUCCAGGUGUUCACAGAGUACUUUACAGAGUUGGAGGAGGAGAGCAUACAGGACAACUUUGUAGUGGUCUAUGAGCUACUGGAUGAGCUCAUGGACUUUGGCUUCCCCCAGACCACCGACAGCAAGAUCCUGCAGGAGUGAGUGACACCCGCUCACUUACUUACUUGCUUAUGGCUGUCCAUUGAUGUCGAUGAUGAUGCUGCUCACAUACACACUGAUACACAUGUUCCCUGUUACAAUAUAGUAAAUUAGUCAUACAGGUGUACUGGGUAAAUGCAUGCAAAGUCACACGGAGACACAAAGGUACAACUUUAAUAGACAGAUACUGUUUCUAGACCCAACACCACGAAGUAAGGACAAGUUUUGGGACUUCUGAAAGUUCAAUUGUUUUCGUAACGUCAGACUGAUCUCCAUACUGUCUCUACUACAUGUACAUUCAGACUGUUAUCUUGACUCCAGAUCUGUUUGUGCUGUCUUGCCAACUCCUGAUCCUUGACAUUUAUUGUCAUACAAAACAGAUCUGGGAUCAGGCUACUGAUAUCCAUACUGUCUGUCUCUCCAGGUACAUCACCCAGGAGGGCACCAAGCUGGAGGUGGCUAAGACCAAGGUUCCCACCACCGUCACCAACGCCGUGUCCUGGAGGUCAGAGGGCAUCAAGUACAAGAAGAACGAGGUCUUCAUCGAUGUCAUCGAGUCCAUCAACUUACUGGUGAGUGGUAUACCAUAAGGAUGUUGGGUUUGAUACAUGUAGAUGUUAGACAGAUUUGAACUGGUUUCAUUCUGUCUUCAUUUGCAGUGCAUUUCAGCAAUGAAUUUGCUUGUAUUUGGGCAAUAUCAAUAAUUGUUAUAAUUGAUUUGGUGUAUAUAAUGCUUGAGUCUCCAUAGGAAGAUAUUGAUAACUGAAAAUGAAAAUACCAAUAACCUUUGCUUUCUGAGUAAUUGAUUAUUUAAUUGAUUAAAGCUGGAAUCCUUAAUUGGUGGAACUGCCACGUCUGUUUGCGAUAUUACAACAACAAAGAAGUUACUGCAAACAACGAACACUGUUUUUUUCCUCAGACACCAUUGCACGCGCGAACAGCAGAAUAUGUAGGCCUACUGCAAUUUUUUCCCUCCUACUGCCGGACGCUCCUCUCCUCCAUUUCUCCUCCACAAAACAAAAACAAUACCAAAGGCGCUGGGGUGAACAGUGGCGCUGUUUCCCCUAAUGUGGAUUCGAUCUUUAAUUGACUGUGCAUUCUCUCAAUAAAUCAACUCGCUACUGUAUAAAAAGUGUGAGUCUCCAUCAGAGGUUGACCCCUGUGUCGUCCGUUGACCCCAGGUGAAUGCCAAUGGCAGUGUGAUGAGCAGUGACAUCGUGGGCACCGUCAAGCUGAAGACCAUGCUGUCUGGCAUGCCUGAGCUGAGACUGGGACUCAAUGACCGGGCACUGUUCGCCCUCACUGGCCGUAUGUACAGUACACACACAGGCUAGCAGUGAGCACACACACACAGUCACCGCUUCUCAGAUGCAAUUGCAUUUUAGAUGUUGAUGAAAAUUAGUGUGUGUGUGUGUUCAGGAGACAAGGGGAAGACUGUAACAAUGGAGGACGUUAAGUUUCACCAGUGUGUUCGUCUGUCCCGUUUCGAGAGUGACCGCACCAUCUCCUUCAUCCCUCCUGAUGGAGAGUCUGAACUCAUGUCCUACCGCAUCAACACUCACGUGAGUUACAUUAAUACAUUCAUAUUGUAUCCCUGAAAAUGUACACGUACAGUGAGGGAAAAAAGUAUUUGAUCCCCUGCUGAUUUUGUACGUUUGCCCACUGACAAAUAAAUUAUCAGUCUAUAAUUUUAAUGGUAGGAUUAUUUGAACAGUGAGAGACAGAAUAACAACAAAAAAAUCCAGAAAAACGCAUGUCAAAAAUGUUAUAAAUUGAUUUGCAUUUUAAUGAGGGAAAUAAGUAUUUGACCCCUCUGCAAAACAUGACUUAGUACUUGGUGGCAAAACCCUUGUUGGCAAUCACAGAGGUCAGACGUUUCUUGUAGUUGGCCACCAGGUUUGCACACAUCUCAGGAGGGAUUUUGUCCCACUCCUCUGCAGAUCUUCUCCAAGUCAUUAAGGUUUCGAGCCUGACGUUUGGCAACUCGAAUCUUCAGCUCCCUCCACAGAUUUUCUAUGGGAUUAAGGUCUGGAGACUGGCUAGGCCACUCCAGGACCUUAAUGUGCUUCUUCUUGAGCCACUCCUUUGUUGCCUUGGCCGUGUGUUUUGGGUCAUUGUCAUGCUGGAAUACCCAUCCAUGACCCAUUUUCAAUGCCCUGGCUGAGGGAAGGAGGUUCUCACCCAAGAUUUGACGGUACAUGGCCCCGUCCAUCGUCCAUUUGAUGCGGUGAAGUUGUCCUGUCCCCUUAGCAGAAAAACACCCCCAAAGCAUAAUGUUUCCACCUCCAUGUUUGAGGGUGGGGAUGGUGGUGUUGGGGUCAUAGGCAGCAUUCCUCCUCCUCCAAACACGGCGAGUUGAGUUGAUGCCAAAGAGCUCCAUUUUGGUCUCAUCUGACCACAACACUUUCACCCAGUUCUCUUCUGAAUCAUUCAGAUGUUCAUUGGAAAACUUCAGACGGGCCUGUAUAUGUGCUUUCUUGAGCAGGGGGACCUUGCGGGCGCUGCAGGAUUUCAGUCCUUCACAGCGUAGUGUGUUACCAAUAGUUUUCUUGGUGACUAUGGUCCCAGCUGCCUUGAGACCAUUGACAAGAUCCUCCUGUGUAGUUCUGGGCUGAUUCCUCACCAUUCUCAUGAUCAUUGCAACUCCACGAGGUGAGAUCUUGCAUGGAGCCCCAGGCCGAGGGAGAUUGACAGAUCUUUUGUGUUUCUUCCAUUUGCAAAUAAUCGCACCAACUGUUGUCACCUUCUCACCAAGCUGCUUGGCGAUGGUCUUGUAGCCCAUUCCAGCCUUGUGUAGGUCUACAAUCUUGUCCCUGACAUCCUUGGAGAGCUCUUUGGUUUUGGCAAUGGUGGAGAGUUUGGAGUCUGAUUGAUUGAUUGCUUCUGUGGACAGGUGUCUUUUAUACAGGUAACAAGCUGAGAUUAGGAGCACUCCCUUUACAAGUGUGCUCCUAAUCUCAGCUCUUUACCUGUAUAAAAGACACCUGGGAGCCAGAAAUCUUUCUGAUUGAGAGGGGGUCAAAUACUUAUUUCCCUCAUUAAAAUGCAAAUCAAUUUAUAACAUUUUUGACAUGCGUUUUCUGGAUUUUUUUGUUGUUAUUCUGUCUCUCACUGUUCAAAUAAACCUACCAUUAAAAUUAUAGACUGAUAAUUUUUUUGUCAGUGGGCAAACUUACAAAAUCAGCAGGGGAUCAAAUACUUUUUUCCCCUCACUGUAUCCCUCAUAAAUUACCUCUCUAAAAAACCUAAUCCCUCCCUCAUACAUUUUCACUCUUCCAUUGCACUGUUACGCUAGUGUACUGAAAUCAAUACUUGAGUGAGCUAUAAGCCCUGUCUGUAUCAAGGACAGUGGUGUAGUAGAGGGUAAAAACUGUUUAUGCACCAUUUUUUAUUUUGCGUGAGCACUUACCCACCUUUCUCUGAAAAAUGCAUUGAAAGUAAAGAGUGUUACUUGACUCACCGCAAACAGCGAUCAGCAUUUACCCACCUAUUUUUCUACCACUACAUCACUGAUCAAGCAGUAUAAUGGCUUUCCAGUUGGCAGCAGAACUAACUACAUGCUGUGUCCCUACAGGUGAAGCCUCUGAUAUGGAUUGAGUCUGUCAUCGAGAAGUUCUCUCACAGUCGAGUGGAGAUCAUGGUUAAGGUAGUGUUAUAUAGUAACACUCAAUGUAUGAAUCUAUGCAUUGUCCUAUGCUACAGUUGCCUUUUCCACUUCUAUAGGCUAAAGGUCAGUUCAAGAAGCAGUCAGUAGCCAACAAUGUGGAGGUGCGGGUGCCCGUCCCCAGUGACGCUGACUCUCCCAAGUUUAAGACCAGUACGGGCCACGCUAAAUACGUCCCUGAGAAGAACCUGGCUGUGUGGACCAUCAAGUCCUUCCCUGUAAGUAUUUCAUCCAAGCAGCGCUUCUGUCUCCAGCCAUUCUUCCCUGUAUGACAAGACUCAAGGCCAAAUAUAUAUAGAGCCAUUUUUUUUCCCCAAGCGAACGCCACGUUCGAGGGAUGCGCGCACAUCUUUGCAACAAAAAGCUGUGUAGCAGGAUAGCUAACCUUGAUGUCGGGACCUUAACAGUGAGUGAGUGAUGACCAUGAAAACACGCAAGACUGAUGGCUAUAGCUAUGUUCAACAUGUAUAUUAUUCUCCUGGCUCUAUUUGUGGCAUUUUACCUUGCCUCACUGGCUUGCUAACUUGCUAGGUAAUUAAUCCUCCGAUGACAUCUGCGAUGUUGUAGACGAUAACCAUCUGAUUAAUUGCACGAGCUGCAUCUAAAGUCAAGGAUUUUGUAUCCCACUCCCAUGUAAAUAAACCCCUUUCAGAUUCUGAACUGUGCGCAACUUUUCAUGACGUGGCCGCCGGUGGGGAAAUGGGUCUAUACUGUACCCUAGAAUUUAGAACAUGAAGGCUCCUGACCUGGAAAAACUCCAGGCUCUUAGUCUGGUCAGGACACAUCAUCAGGAGGAAAAACUCAGGGCCCUAUACGAACCAUCUCUCUCUUUCCCUAAUUUUUCUCUCUGUAUCUCUCUCUCUCCUCUCCCUCUUUUUCUCUCCCCCCUGUUUCUCCCCCCAGGGCGGUAAGGAGUUUCUGAUGCGGGCCAGCUUUGGCCUGCCCAGUGUGGAGAAUGAUGAGAUGGAGGGCAAACCUCCCAUCACUGUCAACUUUGAGAUUCCAUACUUCACAGUGUCAGGGAUACAGGUGAGCCAUGUGUGUGCGUGCAUGUGAGUAUCCUGUAUUGACCUUUGAAAACAAGCUUAUGCAGAACCAAAGUGGUGACUUACUUAGCAUAAACUAGCAUAGGCUACAUGUGCCUGAUUUGGUUAGGCAAAACAAAUAUCUCAAGUUACACUGACCUGAUCUCUCUCCUCUCCUCUCCUCUGUCGCUCUGUGUGCGGUAAGGUGCGGUACAUGAAAAUUAUAGAGAAGAGUGGUUACCAGGCCUUGCCCUGGGUCAGAUACAUCACACAGAGUGGAGGUAGGACUGCCAUGCUCUUUAGAUAUAGCUUACUCAUGUAUAGAGAAAAGAGUCCCAUCAUUUAGUCAUAGAGAAAAAAUGAUUUUUACUUUUUUAAAUUAGAACUAUAGUAUUUAUCCUAUAGUAUUUUUAUUGUUCUGUUUUCUUUCAUUUAGAUUACCAACUACGGAGUAACUUCUAAACCAGGGGUGGCUAGCUUCUUCCUUUGCUUCCAGAGAUCAUAGCUCAAGGAUCAAUUUAAUUGCACACACAAAAAAGGAAAAUGUCUUUGAAUUUCACUGAAAUGCUCUGCUUAAUAACGUUACUGUAUAAGAUUGUUUGUGAUUUGUACUUUUAUUUCAUGCAAUGUAAUUUGAGAUUUAACUUGAGAUUUUAAUUGCUUUACUCAUUGUUUAAAAAUAAUGUUGAUAUUAAAUUAUAGCCUUUAAAUAAAUUUGUAUGGGUGGG